ACUGUUAAGCUGAUAGGAGAAGAAGGACGGUAGUAAAUCCUAGGUCUAUUGUUGUCAUUAAGUUUGCUGGUUAUUUCUGCAGCUUUGUUAAAGCUGUUUAACGUCACCAUGACGAAUCUGCAAUCUCUGAGCAUUUUCCUAACAGAACGUUUAAUGCUGGCGGCCCAGGAGAUUUUCAAGGCAGUGGAAGUUACCGUUACUGAAUAUCACGACGAAAUUUCUCGAUCCAGACAAGAAAACGAGCUUCUGAAGAGCAGACUGCUGGAGGCAGGUAUACAGUUUUAUCCAGUUUCAGAAUUACAGCCUGGGCUGUCUGUCUUCCACGGAGAACCCUGUGUUGGAUCUGAGAGAGGAGAUCCAGGUGAGAAGAUUCAGGUGAAGAAAGAGACAAGCGCUUCCAGGGAAGAGCUUCGAGUUCCACUUCCUCAAACAAACGUGCCUGAAGAACCAGUUUCCCCAAGUGCAUGUCUAGAGAAUGAACAGAGAAUAGAAGAGAUGCUACAUCCACAGAUGACAGACAGCAGUCCUUCACUCCAGGCUCAUCAGUGUAUGCAGAUUAAAGAAGAAACCGAUGAGUCGAAGUCUAGUUUGGGAGCAGAGAUUUUCUGCACAUCACAGAGCAGCAUGUCUGAUGAUCCGAGCAGCGGACUGGCUUCCAACCAGGCGAGUGGGCUUGAAACUGAACUGGACAUACUUUCCUCAAUGCAUAAUGCCUCAGAGAUGCCACUAAGUAGCAAAGGAAAAAGUGCACGUCACAGGCAGCGGGUUAACUCUGACCCUAACGCACGAGCUGAGUAUCUCGCUAAAAGGAAAGAAAGUUAUCAAAGAAGAAAACAGCUGGGAAAGAUUAAAUAUAUAAAGUCAUGUGACCUGCCAAAGACCGAGAGGAAGAAACAGAGAGCACAAUGGAGGGCUGCAUCCAAACAGUACAGGCAGAGAAGAAAGAUGACCGAGGCAGUGUUCAAUUUUAUACCUCUGCCCAUGGAGUGUGCUCCAGCAAACCUGGAAGAUGUAGAUGUAAAUAGCACAGCAGAAGAACACUCGGCCAAUACAGGUCAAGCUUUUACAGACUCUUGUCCUCUGAAGGAGGCAUUUAGUCUACUUCACUGGUGUCCUCCAGACCAGAGAGCAAGCAAAGAAAGAUUACUUCCUCAGCUGAGAAACAGUUGCGAGGAACUGCAAAGAGAACUUCAACUAGGAAAACUUGAAGGAAACAAAAAGUGACCAUUCUUCGUGAGCUUUAGGAUCAUCACCUGUUAUCAUCUUUCACAGGUUGACCUGGUUCUUGAGGUUUUACAGUACGGUGGAACCUCUUUAUUCCAGGUCUCAUCAUCACAUCCAUAUCUGGGACUUCCCCAAGUUUGCAUUUAACUGCAUCACAAAUGACAUACUUUACACUAUGCACUUGCAAUAUUCAAUCUACAGUCUAGUGUAUGGAUUUUAGUAGGGUUCUAUAGUAUUAUCUUAAAUGGAACACUACAUUUUUAAUUUUUUUUUCGUUUCCCAGACGACAGCAAAAGAUACGUAAUCCACCUCCGCUAGCUUUAGCAGAAUACAAUUUUUAAUAGUGUUCAAAAUGAAAUGACACAAAGUGGCACAAAAUAUUUUUUCCCUGUUUGAACACACAACUGACUAUUUAUACCACACAAUGGUGUAGAAUAGCGCACAAGUAUGUGAAUUGGAACACACCUUUUGUAUGGUGCUGUAGCUUUACCAUUUCCCUUCAUUGGAGCUAAGUGGCCCAGAACAGUGCCCCUGUGCACAAAUCAAUGUCCAUGAACAGUUUGCCAAGAUUGAAGUGAAGAUCUUGAGUGAACACUACUGGGAUGAACUGGGACACUGACUGCACCUCAGUGACUGACCUUACUAGUGCUCUGUAAAAGCAAAUGGGAGGCUCAAUCUUGAAUGGAAUGUUCAGAAAGCACAUGAGAGAGUUAUGUCAGAUGUCCACAAACCUUUGACCAUAUAGUGUACUUUAGUGAAUAUAUCCAUACCGUAAUAUCAGUAUCAGAGCCAACAACAUUGUUCUUCUAUAAGUUCAGCCGCCCAUAUUGGGUGAAGUUAAACAUGCUGUGAUUUGAUUCUGUUCAAUUUAAAACACUCUGAUUCAAAUCUAAUGUAAAGUUCACACAGCGGGCCUCAUUUAUCAAGAUGGACAUCACCAAGUUUAUUUGAAAAUAAUUGGUAGUUGAAGAAAUGGAAUAUUCCUUAAACUCUGGUUCACAAAAAACAUCUGUAUCCUAUGUGAGACCUUGAGUUUGUGUACAUUUAUGUAUAAACAACAUGUUUUUUUUU
This is a messenger RNA of Tachysurus vachellii, 2295 nucleotides long. RefSeq lists its product as uncharacterized. Gene Ontology annotation, molecular function: RNA polymerase II cis-regulatory region sequence-specific DNA binding; DNA-binding transcription factor activity. NCBI's taxonomy places the organism in Eukaryota, Metazoa, Chordata, Actinopteri, Siluriformes, Bagridae. Gene Ontology annotation, cellular component: nucleus. The record is from RefSeq and is a predicted model, not a curated record. The transcript has 4 exons. Gene Ontology annotation, biological process: regulation of transcription by RNA polymerase II. The coding region runs from base 109 to 1224 and encodes 371 amino acids.